This is a messenger RNA of Centropristis striata (black sea bass), 2058 nucleotides long. RefSeq names its product WD40 repeat-containing protein SMU1-like. Gene Ontology annotation, molecular function: protein binding. Bases 1 to 1536 code for a protein of 511 amino acids. Gene Ontology annotation, biological process: mRNA splicing, via spliceosome. Gene Ontology annotation, cellular component: precatalytic spliceosome. NCBI's taxonomy places the organism in Eukaryota, Metazoa, Chordata, Actinopteri, Perciformes, Serranidae. The record is from RefSeq and is a predicted model, not a curated record. The transcript has 12 exons.
AUGGCUGCGGAGAUGGAGCCCUCAGAUGUGAUCCGCCUGAUAAUGCAGUACCUCAAGGAGAACAACCUCUAUCGAACGCUGAACACCUUACAGGAGGAAACCACCGUCUCGCUCAACACAGUGGAAAGCAUCGACAGCUUCAUUGCAGAUAUAAAGAGCGGACACUGGGACUCGGUCCUGCUGGCGAUCGAGUCCCUCAAGUUGCCCGACAACACUCUCAUUGACCUUUACGAGCAGGUUGUGAUGGAGCUCAUUGAAAUGAGGGAGGUGGGGGCAGCUCGCUCCCUCCUCAGACAAACCGACCCGAUGAUCAUGUUGAAGCAGACACAGCCGGAGAGGUACAUCCAUUUGGAGAACCUGCUGACGUGCUCCUACUUUGACCCUCGUGAGGCGUACCCGAAAGGCAGCAGCAAGGAGAAGCGGCGCAGGGGAAUAGCCGAAGCGUUGGUGAGGGAGGUCAGCGUGGUGCCCCCAUCUCGCCUCAUGGGGCUCCUGGAACAAGUUGGCUCUAUGAGAAUACAGCAGUAUCCAGGUCAUCUGUCCCCCGACAUGACCAUAGACACACCUGCCAACAAGGAGAGACAGGUGGAGAAGGAGAGCUUUCCUACACAGCUGUACCGCCACAUCAAGUUUGGGCGGCGGUCACAUGUGGAGUGUGCCCGUUUCUCUCCUGAUGGAAAGUAUUUAAUCACAGGAUCAGUGGACGGGUUCAUCGAGGUCUGGAACUUCAAUACUGGAAAAAUUAGUAAGGAGUUAAAGUACCAGGCCCAAGACAGCUUCAUGAUGAUGGAUGAUGCUGUGCUGUGUAUGUGCUUCAGUCAGGAUACAGAUCUGCUGGCAACUGGAGCUCAGAAUGGCAAAAUAAAGGUGUGGAAGAUCCAGAGCGGCUUGUGCCUCCGCAGGUUUGAGCACGCACACAACAAAGGUGUGACCUGUCUGAAUUUCUCCAAGGACAACAACCAGAUCCUCAGUGCCUCAUUUAACCAGACCAUCAGAAUCCAUGAACUGAGAUCAGGCAAGACACUAAAGGAGUUAAAUGGCCAUUCAUCGUUUGUAAAUGACGCAUUUUUCACUCAAGAUGGAUUGCACAUCAUCAGCGCCUCGUCUGAUGGCACAGUUAAGAUUUGGAAUACAAAGUGCUAUGAAUGCAUCCACACUUUGAAAUCUCUGUCGGGGCCGUCAGACGUCCCCGUCAACAACGUGAUUCCUCUCCCCCAAAACCCAGAACAUUUUGUGAUUUGUAACCACUCCAACACAGCGGUCAUCAUGAACAUCCACGGGCAGACUGUGAAGACCUUCAGCUCAGACAGAAAGGAAAGGGCCGACUUUGUGUGCUGCACCCUGUCGCCCCGCGGGGAGUGGAUUUACUGUGUGGGAGAGGACUUAGUGCUCUACUGCUUCAACUAUAUGACAGGAAAGCUGCAGAAAACGCUGACCGUUCAUGAGAAAGAUGUAAUUGGCAUCGCUCACCACCCACACGAGAAUCUGAUUGCCACAUACAGCGAGGAUGGCCUCCUGAGGUUAUGGAAACCUUAAACUGUCUCCUGUAUUGUAAUAAGGAGGACUCAGAGAGCCUUACACAUGGUUAUAAAGCAAUUUUUUUUUUCAUUUCUAUCCAACAAAAAAGAUGGAUGAAUUAAACUAAUGGAUGGAAUAAUCCAACAGUUGUUAUUGACCAAAAGGUUGUGAUCUCCAUCAGUAGAUACAUUUCCCAGUUGUCAUAGAAUUAUUAAUAGACCAUUUUAAGGACUUCUUGUCAGUGCUCACACAAAAAUAAGGAGGUUCCAAAUUAAUUUUUCGACCUCGGAAACAAAUCGGCAAACCAUAAAAGCUUGAAACUGUUUCCUGAACUGCUGUUUCACCUUGUUCCAUGGAACAUUAGCAAUUAAUUGGUAAUUAAUUGUUGUGAUUUCAAAAGGACAACAAGUUCCGGUGACCGCCAAUGAGAAUGUUUGUUACAUCCCAUGGUGGCUUAGAAGGAUUUAGCUGCAUAGUGGGAAGGUGGAAACAUAAUGAAGUUGGGAAAUAGAAAAAGUAAACAGGUUGGUUAAACAGCUC